Messenger RNA from Photinus pyralis (common eastern firefly), 909 nucleotides. RefSeq lists its product as uncharacterized. Bases 16 to 549 code for a protein of 177 amino acids. The transcript has 3 exons. Lineage: Eukaryota; Metazoa; Arthropoda; Insecta; Coleoptera; Lampyridae. The record is from RefSeq and is a predicted model, not a curated record.
AUGCGAAAAUAAGCGAUGACUAUCUUUGUACUCCUGGCUACAAUUUGGUUAGAAAUGAUCGAGCUCAGGAGAAGAGAGGAGGAGGGCAGUAACACAUCUCAGCAGGUGUGGUUGAAUAUUAUUAUGACUAAAUUGUCUCUGGUUGUUGGGGUGGUAUAUAAAUCGCCUGAAGUGAACGGUAAGAUAUUCUGUGAUGAAUUUGAGGAGACUUGUUCUGAGUUUUUACUCAAGGUUGACUUCUUCAUUUGUUUAGGGGACCUAAAUAUUAAUAUUUUAGAUACAGCGUCGCAUAAAACACGUUAUUAUUUGAACAUGUUAGAAUGUGUAGGUUUGGUUCAAAUUAUUAAUGAAGCAACUCGAUCUGACACGGCACUCUUAGACCACAUAUUGGUAUCCGACAUUAAUCGUAUACGAGAAUCUGGCAUUGGUGGCACAUUAUUCGCUGAUCAUGAAACCAUCUUCUGUGAAAUCGAACACGAUAAAACUGAACCAUAUAAUUUCUACAAAACGACAUUCAAAGAGUGGCAUGGCAAAGGAUAUUCUACUUGAGGGACGUAGACUCAAAAAUAAAUUAUCUUAAUAAUCAUAUACUAAAUAUAAUAAACAAACACGCACCCUUAAAAAUAGUUUCAGGAAAAACCAAACCCCAGGCUCCGUGGUUAUCUGAUAACACGAAAUACUUAAUGCGUCUAAGGGACAAAGCUUACUGUAAAUUCAAGCAUACCAAAUCUCCCCAGCAGUGGGAAUACUAUAAAGCGCUUCGUAAUCUCACCAACAAAACUGUAAAGUUGGAAAAAAAAGCGUUUGUUGAAUUUAAACUUAGAGGAAAUGACCCUAAAGUCUUGUGGAGAGAGCUUAAAAAAUUAAAAGUUGUUGCCAAUAAGGAGAAAUUAAUUCCUCCGCAUCUUC